Onychomys torridus (southern grasshopper mouse) is the source of this 2895-nucleotide messenger RNA. RefSeq names its product sorting nexin 22 (gene Snx22). The transcript is spliced from 7 exons. The coding region runs from base 103 to 639 and encodes 178 amino acids. The record is from RefSeq and is a predicted model, not a curated record. Lineage: Eukaryota; Metazoa; Chordata; Mammalia; Rodentia; Cricetidae. Gene Ontology annotation, molecular function: phosphatidylinositol phosphate binding.
GCCCAAGGGCGGGGCGACCUCGUAGGGCCGCCUGGCUGCUCUAGGGAGUUUGGGUGCUUUAGCGCGCCAUCAAGGAGCGGCUGCGGUGCGGUCAGGGUGCGGAUGCUGGAAGUUCACAUCCCCUCGGUGGGGCCCGAGGCCGAAGAGCCCAGGCAGAGUCCAGAGAAAGGCCACAUGGUGUUCCAAGUGGAGGUGCUGUACAGUGGACGCAGACACACCGUGCCGAGGCGCUACAGCGAGUUCCACGCUCUACACAAGCGGAUCAAGAAACGGUACAAAGUGCCUGACUUUCCCUCAAAACGCCUGCCCAACUGGAGGACCAGAGGAUUGGAACAGCGCCGGCAGGGCUUGGAGACCUAUAUCCAGGGUAUCCUAUACCUGAACCAGGAUGUGCCCAAGGAGCUAUUGGAAUUCCUGAGACUUAGACACUUCCCUACAGACUCCAAGACCAGCAGCUGGAGCACCCUGAGGGAAUUCCUGCCUAGUGACACCAGCUCACAGCUCCACCACCGGCCUGUCAUCGGCUUCUGUAUGGACCCCUACAUUUACACCCCUUCCUCAGAACCUCUCCCGGAAGUGGUGGUGGACGGUGUCCUCCAGGGUCUCUAUGGCUUCAGCACUAGCCCAGCCAAAGGCUAACUGUCACCCUGCCCCAUCGCCAACAUCCUGACUAGUCCUGUCUUUGGGUCACUUGUCAGGAUGGUUAUGUGCCUCAAUCCUAGGAGUUCCAUAUAGGAAACUGGGUCUCUCCUUGGACUAGCCUCAGGGUGUAACUAGCUGAGGCUCAGUUAGGCCAGCCCCACUCAAGGCUCUGAACUUGGCUUGCACUGACAGCUGCAGCUGGUAGACCUCAAGACUCUUCAAAGUCAAGAUAAAGAAAAAAGCACAACACCAUUCCAGACCUAGGCUGAGAAGAUUCAGGUGUAUUUCCUAGCCCAGCUCGGCAGCUGGCAGCAGCUAUGGUGAGGCUCAGUAGCUGGCUAGCCUCUGCCUGAUGACUAGUGGGCACCACCUAGGCACAGGCGUAGGCAGGAGCCCAGGAGGGGCAUGCAUCUAUCAUCUAUCGCCAUGUAAGAGUCCUAGACAUGCUGGGACGCACACCCAGGACAGGUGCUACAGACACUCUCAAACACAGCCCACACCUACAUUAUAUAAAAAAAAGAAAACCCACUUUUUUUAUUGAUCAGAAUUGAUAGUUUGAUAUAAAAACCAGGCCUGUGGAAUGUGAGGGGGUGAGUCCACCCCCUCAGAUGGAAGCACUGGGGCCGAGUGGCACGGGGCCUGUGACUGGCUACCUUCACCCCUGUGAGGGUAGUGACGGGAUGUGCACGAACAGACGCUUGGAGGGAUGGGGUCCCUGAGACUCUACUCCUUGGCAAUGGCAAAGGGCUUCUCCACUUCGAUCUUGCCACAGUCUACAAUGAUCACAUCCUUCAGGGGCUUGUCCCGACUGUCUGUCUUGGUGCUCUCCACUUUCCUCACUACAUCCUAGAAAAGAAAGGCAGGAAAGGAGGGAGUGGGCAGGAUGGAAGUUGAAACACAACUGGGAGUCAGCCCAAGUGAGUGGCUUAGGAGGGUUGAGACUCUCAUGGGACGAACACAGAAACCCAAGGAACUGAAGGGCAGGCAGGGUGAGUGCAGAGCAUGGAUUAGCUGAUCCAGUGCUGCUCAGGGGUCUGAACACCCGAUUCAGUGACUGACUGACCAGAGGGCCUGGCAGCUGGACAAACUCAACAAGGUCUUCUGGACAGGUUGUCUGGGGUCUGGGAGGACUUAGGACCUUGGGGGCAUGGAAAUGAAGGCUGAGAAUCAUGUAUUCUUUUUUCCUGAUUGUGGUGUUAGGGACUGAACCCAGGGCCUUUUGCAUGCUAGAUUAAGCACUCUCUCAUGCAGCCAGUCAGGGACACUGUGAAAUGUGGUCUGAUGCUGUCCAACAUGGCCUUGGACUCCUGAGUGCAAGUGAUCCCCUUGUCUCAGCCCCCCCAACAGCCAGGACCAAGUGCAUGUGCAAGGAACUCAGUCAGGCUGUUUGUUCCUGACACCCCCACCCCUAUGCCAGGCUGUCAGGUUAGGAGGAACCACUGCUGGGCUGUGUCUGCGACUGAGGUGCCUUUGGGGAAGAUUUCCUACUUGAAGUCCUUGCCUAUUCCAGCUGGAUCCUUGGUAAGGACUAUCAGGGUUUAGCUCUCACUUUUAAACUUACCAUGCCCUCUAGAACUUUGCCAAAAACCACAUGUUUGCCAUCUAGCCAGGAUGUCUUGACUGUGGUUAUGAAGAACUGGGAGCCAUUGGUGUCCUUGCCUGCAUUGGCCAUGCUCACCCAUCCAGGCCCGUAAUGUUUCAGCUUGAAGUUCUCAUCUGGGAAGCGCUCACCAUAGAUGCUCUUUCCUGGGGAGAGAAUCAGUAGGUCAGAUGCUUGGGUGAGGAUCUAUGGGAUUCAGACUGUCCUGUCAGGCCAGGCUUGACUGGCAAACAAGGGCAUAAAACCAGCCUUCCUAUCUUCUACCCAAGCCAUCGGAAACAAGACCACCUGGGGUAUGAGGUCAGACUGACUUAGGCAAAUUACUAUGAGUAGUUUUAUGACUGUCACCGGGACAUAAUAUCAAUUAUCCUUGGCUGAGUCCUGAGGCCUAUAGGGAGGGACUUUGGAAAAAAGAUGCCCUGGUGCUAUGCAGGAUGCUGGGAGUGUGGAACCCUUCAGGAAAAAAAAAAGGCUGAUAUAGCCAACCAGAUUGCCUUUCUAGAGUCACAAGACAGGUGCAGCUGUAGAACAGAAUAGCAGAUGGGGGUUAGCUGGGGAAGGAAAAGUAGGACACAGGGCUGUUCUUUGGUUUCUUAAGAGCCAAGAGCUUCUUAUCAAGGCUGGAGCAUAAAAUAAAAAAUGCUUAUGAUUAA